AUGUCGGGUCGAAGUCUUCUCCCAACAGCUAUGCGCGUGGCGCUGCUGCUGCUUUGCGGACUAUUUGCGGAGCUAGCCAGUGCUGCGAACCGCAGUUGCAGUGACUCCACAGCGAUGAUGCAGCUGCAACGUGAACGUCGGCGCUUGCAAAUGGAGCAGGUGGGAGCCCCACCGCAGGUGGACUGCGAAACUGCGGGCCUCUGGGAUCCCAAUCUGCCUGGGAACGACAGAUGCUCUGGGAAUGGAGCAGAUGAAAACAGCGGCUGUCCCAAUGACGGAGUCGCCGCACCAGGUGGGGGCAGAGAGGUUCCGGAUUCCUGCUGGUUCGCUGGCAACACUCCCCAGGAAAAUCCAUGUCCGGGCCCUGGGGGUCCAUGGGUAACUGGCAAGACGAACACCGGAUCGAGCUUGGGCAAUGUUUUCGCCUGUCUCGAGGAACUGCCUGCAGGAGUCUGUCCAACUGCUGUUUGCACCAAGACAGCGAAUGACCCCCUCUUCUGCUACAACACCACUGGCAUCAGCUGCACAAGCGAAAACAUUGGUUCAGGGAACGACCGGGACUACAUCAUUACAUGUCAACCCUGGACGCCGGGACAACCGUUUUGCUUCGUCAGCGGCGCGACAAACAACCAAGGCGUUGGACAAGAUAUCAGCAACUUCGCAAUCCAGUGGGUGUGCUGCGACCAAUCCACCGCCACCACCACCACCACCACCACCACCACCACCACCACC
Molecule: messenger RNA, 732 nt
Organism: Symbiodinium pilosum
Lineage: Eukaryota; Dinophyceae; Suessiales; Symbiodiniaceae
Source: the annotation of a GenBank genome assembly